Molecule: messenger RNA, 3592 nt
Organism: Cheilinus undulatus (humphead wrasse)
Lineage: Eukaryota; Metazoa; Chordata; Actinopteri; Labriformes; Labridae
Gene: loxl2b
Product: lysyl oxidase-like 2b
Exons: 14
Coding region: 213-2513 (766 amino acids)
Biological process (GO): peptidyl-lysine oxidation; sprouting angiogenesis
Cellular component (GO): membrane
Molecular function (GO): copper ion binding; protein-lysine 6-oxidase activity
Source: RefSeq, a predicted model, not a curated record
CGUGGGUGAGGCUACCGCAGCCUCAGCAUUGGUCCACAGCCUGGUAUUUGCUGUUGAAGGAGUGAAAGUUUAGAGAGGAGGAGGUGAAAGGCAACUCUGGUUUCUUCUUUCUCACUGAGCCGCUUUCUUUCUGCCUGUUGCUGCAGUCUGCAGGAGACACCCAGCCCCAGGAGGGAGACUGUCCUCAGCUGUGGAAGACAAAUUCAGCCAACAUGAUGCCUGCACAGUUCCUGCCCUGCUGCACUCUCACUCUGUUAGUUUUAUUAGACCUGGCUGCUGCCCAGUAUGACCACCAUGGCUACCUGACAGGCUACCCCGACCAAGAACAGGAUCAUUAUACCAACCCACAGCUGUCACCAGACACACCCAGGAUCCAGCUCAGAUUGGCGGGGGAUAAGAGGAAACACAACGAGGGCCGUGUGGAAGUUUUCUACAACAACGAAUGGGGCACUGUUUGUGAUGAUGACUUCAAUAUUCAUGCAGCACAAGUGGUGUGCAGAGAGCUGGGCUACGUGGAAGCUGUCUCUUGGUCACCAUCCUCAAAAUAUGGAAAGGGAGAAGGACCCAUCUGGUUUGAUAAUCUCCACUGCACCGGCAAAGAAAAGACCCUGGCACUGUGUCCCUCCAAUGGGAUUGGUGUUAGUGAUUGCAAACACAGUGAAGACGUAGGGGUUGUCUGCAGUGACAAGAGGAUACCGGGAUUCAAAUUUGUCAGCACACUGCCCAACCAUGUAGAGAACUUUGAUAUUCAAGUGGAAGAUGCGCGCAUCAGAGCCAUCCUGUCAUCAUAUCGUAAGCGAAUCCCUGUAACAGAGGGCUAUGUGGAGGUAAAGGACGGGGGGAAAUGGAAGCAGAUCUGUAACUCUGAGUGGACACAACUCAACACCAGAGUCAUCUGUGGCAUGUUUGGCUUCCCUGGAGAGAGAAAAUACAACGCUAGAGUCUACAAAAUAUUUGCUCGUCGAAGAAAGCCCACCUACUGGGACUAUGCUGUGAACUGCACUGGCAAUGAAGCCCAUUUGUCCAGCUGUAAGCUCGGUCAAACUUCAUCAGCAAAGUCCAAUGCAACUUGUGCUGGGGGGCUGCCUGUGGUGGUUAGCUGUGUGCCUGGUAGGGCUUUUGCCCCAACAGCCAUGACAGGAUUCAGAAAGGCCUUCCGACAAGAGCAACCACUGGUUCGUCUCCGGGGUGGGGCCAUUGUAGGUGAGGGCAGAGUAGAGGUGUUGAAGAAUGGAGAGUGGGGCACCAUUUGUGAUGACAACUGGAACCUGCUGUCUGCCACCGUGGUGUGCCGAGAGCUUGGCUUUGGUACCGCAAUAGAAGCGCUUUCUGGAGGUCGCCUUGGACAAGGUAUGGGCCCCGUGCACAUGAAUGAAGUGGAGUGUUCUGGGUUUGAAAAGUCGAUCACAGAGUGUUACUUCAACAAGGAGGCUCUUGGUUGCAGUCAUGAGGAGGAUGCAGCUGUCAGAUGUAAUGUUCCUGCUAUGGGCUUCCAGGAGUCGCUGCGUCUAAGUGGAGGUAGAAACCCCUUUGAGGGCCGUGUAGAGGUGCUGAUGCAGAGGAACGGUUCUCUGGUGUGGGGUACGGUGUGCAGUGAAGGCUGGGGAACCAUGGAGGCGAUGGUGGUCUGCAGACAACUGGGCCUGGGCUUCGCAAGCAAUGCUUUCCAGGAGACAUGGUAUUGGCCAGGAGAGGUGAGUGCAGAUCCUGUGGUGAUGAGUGGAGUUCGUUGCUCUGGAACAGAGAUGUCUCUGUCUCAUUGUUUACACCAUGGAGCCCACCUGAACUGCCCUAAAGGGGGUGGACGCAAUGCUGCUGGAGUCUCCUGCUCUGAGACGGCUCCAGACCUGGUGUUGAACCCCCAGGUGGUGGAGCAGACCACCUACAUGGAGGACAGGCCCAUGUUCAUGCUGCAGUGUGCGUAUGAGGAGAAUUGUCUGUCGUCGACCUCUAGCCAGGUGCCACCCAACUCCUACCGCCGCUUACUGCGCUUCUCCUCUCAGAUCCACAACAACGGCCAGUCUGAUUUCCGUCCCAAAGCUGAGAGAAACUCCUGGGUGUGGCAUGACUGUCACAGGCAUUAUCACAGCAUGGAAGUGUUUACGCUUUAUGACUUAUUCAGCCUCAAUGGAACAAAAGUAGCAGAAGGACACAAAGCAAGUUUUUGCCUGGAGGACUCGGAGUGUGAUGAAGGUAUUGAAAAGCAAUAUGAAUGUGCCAACUUUGGAGAACAGGGUAUCACUGUAGGCUGCUGGGAUACCUACAGGCAUGACAUUGACUGCCAGUGGGUCGACAUAACUGAUAUCAAACCUGGAGAUUAUAUUUUUCAGAUAAUAAUUAAUCCAAACUAUGAAGUACCUGAGUCAGACUACAGCAAUAACCUCCUCAAAUGCAGAUGUCGAUAUGAUGGCCACCGUGUAUGGAUGUACAGCUGCCAUAAUGGUGGCUCAUUAAGCACUGAAACUGAACAGACAUUCCCCGGCCUCCUCAACAAUCACGUGGCCCACAGGUAAGAGCAAAGCAGUGUGGAGGCAUCAGAUGACCCGCCCCUCCCCUUACAGAGAUCACAAUUGAAGCCCAGUAACCUUCAUUCCUGCCCUGGUCGCCCCAUGGUUUCAUUUUCUCCUGCCUCAUCCAUCGUGCUGUUCCCUUUGACCCUUCACCUUCCUAUCCAGCCAGAGAGAGAAUGUUUGAAUUGAACUUCCUUGGUAACAGCAGAGGCAUUCUGUGGACUAAUGUUUCACAUCCCUAGACUUGAACACAGAGCCGUUUACACACUGAAGUCCACACACAUCAAGGAUCUGUUUUUCAAACACAUUGUGCAUGUCUUUGGAUAUCAGCUGUCUAAGCAUAAAACACAAGCUAUGUGUCUUUUGGGGGAAUUUAUGCAGAGUGAACUGGGCUCCUACCAAGAAAAUGACACCCUUUUCACUAGCAAAAAUAACUUUCAGGUGAGACUCUCAUCAGGUCGGGUAAGGUGCCAACAAAGCAGUCCUAAAAAACUGGAAAGCACAUGGACACGAGUUCAAGUUUUGUUAUGUGUUGGAAUUUAUUAAUACUUGGAGGCAUGUUUGUAGAAGUUUUUGUUGGAAACAGUGUUAGAAUCGAUAUCAAACAGGUCUGUAAACUAGAGGAGAUAAUCCUGCAGAAGGAUUGACCUUAGACUAUGGAUUUUAAAAACAAGUUUUAGUUAAAACCAAAAUGUAACACAAUUUGUUAGUGAUGCAAAAUAAAUAAAUUAUACUAAAAAUGUUCUAAAUUUUGGUCAUAUCUUUCCUUUGGUAAAGGUCUGACAAGGUUUUUAGCAUUUGAUAUAAUUUAUGGCUCCUAGAUUUCAUGUUUUAUUUUUUUGUGUUGUUGUUGUUGUUUGUUUGUGCAACACUUGUUCUAUUCUUGCCACUAUGAAGAAGCUGUGUCUCAAAUGACUCCAUUUAGUACUUGCACAAAGAAUCCUUUGGCUGAACUGUCUAAUACUUUGACCCAUCAGACCCUGUAAAGUGAAAUCCAAAAUUUAUGUCUUAACACACGAGAUAUGUUGGAAUAUGGUUGCUGUAAACAUGUGAAGACACUGAGAUCUACAUGUGACUGAAUU